Molecule: messenger RNA, 2373 nt
Organism: Mustela erminea (ermine)
Lineage: Eukaryota; Metazoa; Chordata; Mammalia; Carnivora; Mustelidae
Gene: XG
Product: Xg glycoprotein (Xg blood group)
Exons: 11
Coding region: 290-868 (192 amino acids)
Biological process (GO): homotypic cell-cell adhesion; T cell extravasation; positive regulation of neutrophil extravasation
Source: RefSeq, a predicted model, not a curated record
AGCGUCAGCCAGCGAGCCCUGCUCUGGGGAGGCCCGGGGCGACCUCCGGCGUGCACACACGGGCCUCGCCCGCCCUGGCUGUGGGGUUUUUCAUCUGAGCACGGCCCCAUUAGCUUUUGGCAAAGGGAUUGCAACUGGGUUCAGACUUUCCGCUUGGAACUUGCCCUCCCUUCCUUCCAAGCUGGGAGACAGGAAGUCAACACACACACGGAGGGUGGGGUUCGGAGGCCGGAUCGCACGCGCGCUGGGCUGCGGCCGUCCAGGAGGCUCCUUCCUGCUGCCGCCAAGGAUGGAGAGCCGCUGGGGCCUCCUCUGGGUCUCGGUGCUGGGCUUCCUGGCGCAUGUGCAAGGUCAGCGUGACUUCGAUUUGGCCGACGCUCUCGACGACCCUGAGCCCACCAAGAAGCCGAACUCAGAUCUCUACCCAAGGCCCAAACCGCCGUAUCACCCGCAGCCCGGGAUGCCGGACGACAGUGGAAAUAUCUACCCAAGGCCGAGGCCACACCCUCGCCCCCAGCCCGGCGGUUCUGACGGCGGCGGAGGUUACUUCGGCAACACCGACCGGGAUGAUGGCCGCUACCCGCCCAGACCCAAGCCGCCCGCAGGAGGCGGUGGGAGCUACUACCCCAGCAACGACGGGUCCGGAAACACGCACGGAGGAGGGCGCUCUAGACCCAAAUCUUACGGAAAUAAUUAUGGCGGAGACGGAUACUCGACCUACGGGAACCCACAGGGUAACACGGUAGCGAAAAUCGUGUCUCCGGUCGUGUCUGUGCUGGUGGUCACGCUGGUGGGUGCCGCAGCCGGUUACUGCCAACGCAACCGAAUGAGGAACUGUUUGAGGACAAACGAACCAGCACACGUGUGAGGGUUUGGAGAUCCAGCGGUCGCUUGGGGAGACGCUCGGUGUAGACGGGAAUGCCGUCGGCCGCUCCUGGGACGCUUCCUUUUGUCACCCGCCGCCCUGACGUGGCUUCCGUUUGGCCCAGAAAGCAUCCCCAGUCCGCGGGACACGGUGCAUUCCUGAGCUUGACUGGGUUCCUCCUCGGGUCGAACAACGAUUCUUCCUUCCUCUGAUGGUUCGAUCGCGCACGUGGACAGAUGCCGACUCUGGCUUGGGUUCCCAGCGCUACCUCGGCCUGCAGGACGUGCAUGUGGGUGACCCCUGCGUGUCUCCCCAAAGCACAGUGCAGGGUCCCAGGACACGGGUGCUGUCUUCUUCGGGGGUAUCGGGAACACCACUGGGGGUGGGGGAUAGUUUCCAGGAAGCUCUGGGGGGGAAGUUUGGUGCAGGAUGAGUCUCCAUCCAAGGGCCAGUGCCCUCCAGUGCCCUCCAGUGCCUGCUGGUUUGGCUCUUGUGGGAUGCGGGAUUGUUACCCCUGGGGACGGCUUCGAUCAGCCCUCUCUGCCCUGCCCGUGACCUGCAUGUGCCGAGGCUGGCUUUCGGGAUUGUGCAUGCACAGUUGCUCGAGUGCAAGCCGUCUCGGGGGCGGGAGGCGGGGGGCAGGGGUGGGGGAAGCGGCCUUAGGAUGUUUUUCCUUUUCCUGUGAAAUCUUAAGGUUUCGGGAUUUCUGGGAAAACAGGGGACAGCGAUCACGAUGUGUGUCUCUUGACGGUCCUCUCGUAUCAGUUUCCAUGUGAUGCCCUGUAGGUUUCUGUCCUUUGUGCGAGGCCAUCAUUUUUCUUAGUGUAUGCUUUUUUUUUUUUUUUAAAGACCCGUAAUAGGAAACCUUAAAUGUCCAAGCAUCUGAAAUGCAGACUAUCUGUUUGUUUCUAUUUUACUAACAUUUGGGGGGAAAGGAAAAAGGACAGUUGGGGCUUAUGGGUUCCUUCGACUUAGGUACAUGCUUAGAGCACUUUUGGGCUUUGCCCUAAAUAUCAGAAUAAAAACAAUUAAUGCCCUCUGCAUCUCGUGGAGAGGACCCAGAAAAAUCCCAAAUAUGCAGGCUUACAGACCUAGUCCAUAGAAGGGGUGCCGAUUGCAGAAAGCCCUAAAGAGAGCUUUCCAGAAACCCAAAGGGAUUUGUAGCCCAGAAUCUCGAUGUGGGGUCUCGAGUCCAGGAUGCAUGGGUGACUAGAGCCGUUUCAAGACGGCCGCCCGACAUUCCUCCCAGGACGGGAAUGUCCUCGCGCGCGAGGUUUCCUGGAUGUGAGUUUCGGUGCUGGGUUUCUCGUGACGGGGGUUGAAGGCGUGUGUGAAUGCGUGUGGGCGUGCACGGACACACGCGUUUGCACCUUUGCAAUCAGACCGACAUGCUAUGGACGCAUUUAUAAGGACGUACAUCCAUCUAGUUUUUAUUUUUUUCCUGUACCUGUCAUACAUAAAUUUUCAUCACUCUAAAUAAACGUAAAAGAAAAAAAGAAAAAAAAAAA